Messenger RNA from Botrytis sinoallii, 1605 nucleotides. RefSeq lists its product as uncharacterized. Gene Ontology annotation, biological process: transmembrane transport. Bases 1 to 1605 code for a protein of 534 amino acids. Lineage: Eukaryota; Fungi; Ascomycota; Leotiomycetes; Helotiales; Sclerotiniaceae. The transcript has 4 exons. The record is from RefSeq and is a predicted model, not a curated record. Gene Ontology annotation, molecular function: transmembrane transporter activity.
AUGUUAUUGGAGUCCAUUGUCGGCGACAUGGAUUCACCAACGGAGAUAAAAGAGGAAGAAUCCCUAUCCGAGCACAUCAUCAAUGAAGAAAGGAGUUCGAAAGAAGAACUCAAGAAUAUUUCAACUAGGCUUGCAGCUGAGAACAAUUCUCGACCAGAGAAAUCUGAGGAAAGCGAUACGGUUCAGAAGAACGAUAUUCCUGACGAAAAAACAGUACUCGAACAGCAAGAAGUUCCAUAUACAUCAUUCUCCAAGUGGGAGAAAAGACAUCUCAUGUUGAUCGCUACAUUCGCCACUUUUUUCUCCCCUUUUACAACUCAAAUCUAUUUCCCGGCUAUCAAUACCAUUGCUGAAGACUUACAUGUCACCAGUAGUCAAAUUCUCCAAGCUAUAGCUCCUGCUUUCAUUGGUGGUUUCUCGGAUCAGCGGUGUCGUCGCCCGGCUUACAUUAUCUGUUUCACGGUUUACAUCAUAUCCAACAUAGCUCUCGCUCUCCAAGACAACUAUGUCGCUCUCCUUAUUCUCCGUAUGGUGCAAUCAGCCGGUGGAUCCGGCACUGUUGCUUUAGCAAAUGCUGUAGUAGCCGACAUUGCCACUUCCGCUGAAAAGAGGAAUUUUUACGUUGGUUAUGCAUCUAUGAUGGCUGGAUUUGCACCUGCAGUUGGUCCUAUUCUUGGCGGGAAAAUAGUAGGCGACGGAUCAAUACCACCACCCAAAUGGAGUCGUUCAUUCACCAACAUCCGUAAAGAAUAUAAACUCUUAAAGCAGGGUAUUACUCCCGAUUACUCAAAACGCGAUCAAUUGGCCGCAGCCCGGAAAUUACGCUUUCCAAAUCCAUUGGCGACUUUACGAAUAGUAUCAGAAAAAGAAGCCGCGCUUUUAUUAUUUUAUGCCGGAAUCGUCUAUGCAGGUUUCUAUGCCGUCAUUUCAGGAAUGCCUUCUCAAUUCCACGAUAUAUACGGCUAUGACGAUUUAAAAGUCGGUCUUAUGUAUCUUCCCAUCAGUGGCGGAUGUUUCCUCGCCGCUUUCACACAGGGUAAAAUCAUCGACUGGUCUUAUUUCCGGGAAGCUCGUCGCUUAGGAAUCACAUUUGUGAAAUCCAGACAACAGGAUCUAUCUCAUUUUCCCAUCGAAAAAGCACGAUUGCAAGUAGGAUUUCCCAUGAUUUUGCUUGCAAGUUUAAGUACUAUCACCUAUGGAUGGAUAUUGCAUUUGCGGGUAAAUAUUGCAGGACCUUGUGUGAUUUUGGUAGUGCUAGGGUAUACGUUGAUUGCUAGUACGCAGGCUGUUAGUAUUCUGAUUGUGGAUGUUAAUCCUGAGGCUGCGGGGACGGCGACGGCAGCGUUUAAUUUGGUGAGGUGUUUGUUGGGGGCAGGAAGCACGGCUUUGAUUGUACCGAUGGUGGAUAAAAUGGGGUUGGGGUGGACAUAUACUUUUAUUGCGUUGUUGUAUGUUGUUUUGAGUCCGAUGUUGUUUGCGGUUAUGAAAUGGGGGCCGGGCUGGAGGAGAGAGAGAACGGAAAAACAAAGGAUUGGGGAAGGGAGGAAAACAGACGAGGAAGAUGUGAGUGAUGGCCAGGAUAAGAAAGACCUUGGUGAUGGGUAA